CAACUUGACUGAUGAGGCCAAUUGCCACCUCGAUGGUUACAUUAAUCAGCAAAACUGUCGCAUAUGGGGCUCGGAAAUCUCGAGAUUUAUUGUUAAGGAGCCUCUCCAUACUCAAAUAUUUGAUGCCCGGCCGAAAAUGAACAGAUUGCGCUAUCGAGAGAUGUUUAAUGCUUUAUUAUAGGCGGAAUUGUAUGGUAUUGACGUUUACUUUCAACAAGAUGGCGUUGCGUGCUACACAAGUAAUGAAACCAUCGACCUUGUAAGGGAAAAGCUUGUAUCUCUUAAAGAAGUGAUCGCAAUAGGCCACCGAUAUCUCGUUAGUUAGCACCUUGUGACUUCUUCUUUUGGGGCCACAGGCCAAUGUCGAUUUAAAACCUCAAAGAUGAACUCGUAAAGCUAUUGAGGGCAUACAACAGUCACUUUGCGAUUUGGAGAUGGAAAAAAAUCAUAAAAAGGAUAUGGUCCUGUAAGUGUGGCCGUGGCGGUAAUUUGUGUCGUAUUGUUUUCCAUUAUUAAUGGCAUAUCUUCCUCUUUACAUUGAAAUCAACAUUGAUUGGUUUACAGCAGGGCGAGUUACAUACCCUGUAUUUCAACAGAGACUUUUCGAUACCGGGCCACCUCGAGACGGAACCACGGCCUUAUUACAGAGGCGCGCUGUCCGAAAGUAUUAGAUUACGAGGCAAACAAAUAAUAAAAUAUCUACAACAUUAACAAAAACAAGGAACACACAAGAGAGGCAAUGAAGAUUAAGAGUACAAGAGACAUAUCACCAGAAACUCCAACUAACCAAACUAAACCAAAAGCAGAUAGUAGGUCUUCACUCACACUUUGCUGAUGAUAUGAAAAGAGGUCAUGAAAAGCGAUAUCUGAGGGUAAACGAACCUAGUCAACCUCUAGUAGCGUGCCCCGUAGAGAGCAUAGAGGGCAUAGAACCCCGCCUUCAAUGGAAAAAAAUAAUAGAGAAAAAAAAAAUCGAAAAUGAGUUUCAGAUAAUCCCUCAAUGAAUAACACUUUCGAAUAAUAAUAUUUUUCGAUUAAGUAAAUUUAUUUUUAAUUCGAUUUCGAUUUCGACUUUACAAAGAUGUUAGGUGCAAAUAAAAACAAAAACAAAAGUCAAAAAAAUAUUACACCGUUCAAUCAGACGAUCUCGAAAGCAUUGCAGUCGAAUCCAUUUGUACAUGUGAGCAUAUAAAAUCAGAAAAAUGCGUCAUGAAGAACGAUCACCGUUCUCUUCGACUCUCACCGCGCAGUGUGUGUGGCUGGCUAUGUUAUCAAACAAACAAAAAUGUGGCUAAGAAAGAAAAAAACGUGCGAAAACCCGUUGGAAUGGUUAAGUUUUUUCUUCAGCCAACACAACAGCGAGCCAUCCAGCCACUUAGCCGCUUGGAGCAAUAACCAAAUGCCGUUUGGAGCGAAACAACAGUCUGCAGAAGCCACUCAAUACAAGCGGAUCGAAACGAAUUAACAACCGGAGAAGAAAUUCAUACGAAUUAAAGUCACAGCUACGGUGGCAAAACUGUGUUUAGCAAACAGCCGAAUUAAUGGUGUGUUUUGGUGUUACUAUAUAUGCUUUUUAUCGGUUUUAAUUUAUUUACGCUUGGUGAAAAGAAAGUCAGUCAGCUGCACGGUGCCAUGUAUGUGUAAACGAACGUAACGUGAUUGAAAAAGUAAACAAAAACAGUGGAAAACAGCAGUUAAAAGUUAAAUAAAUAAAUAAUGGCAUAGCGUAUAUAUGAUAAGAAAGAUGUGCUAGAAAAUUCGUAAAAAACUACAAAAUUUAAUCAACUUUACUGCUGAGAAAUCUAUAACGUAAUAGUUGCAUUACACAACUUAAGAAGCCGCCUUGGAACUGGAUUCCUCGAUAACCUUCAUUUAUUUACAUAAAACUUUAAUGUCAAUUACGCUCAAAGAGAUGACUUCAUCGUCAAAGUCAAGUUAUAGUUAUUGUUGAAUAAUAUUGAAAGUGAAUAGACAAAUAUACAAAUUUAACAAGACUCCAUUGAUUGUUACUUUCUGUGAACUGUUGUUGUGUCUUUUUCGUUAUGAGAUAAAGAAAAUAAAAUUAAUAAGACAACAGUACAUAUGUACUUUAAACAAAUAAUAAAUUUGAUGCAGCACAAAAUGCCAUACAAUCUGUUUUAUCUAAAAAAGAAACAACAAAGAAACUGUCAACGAAAUUGCCAGCAACCCCAGCAAAAACAACAUCGGUCGCUUAUACAACAACAUUCAAAUUCGGCCAAACACUUCAAACAUUGCAGCGACGCUCGACAUCAGUUGGUUGUUCUACUAAUUGCUCUUAUUUUAUUAAAUGAUGUUACUGAGUGCACUGCUUCUGCAGCAGUAGCAGCAGCAGCAUCAACAUUAACCGACGAACCAAUAGUAACUACUAGCAAAUAUCUUAUACGUGAUAAUGAAGAAAUUGGCCAUAAUCAGCAUAAUAACAUUAUUGGCGAAAUUAGGGAUGUAAAUAAUUUGUCAUUUGAUGCCAACAAUGGCGCUGGAAACACUGGAUUUCCACAGCACCGAAAUGGUUUCCAUCAAAAAUUUUCUUCAUUAGACAAAGAAGUAGUUGAUCAUUUAAUUAAACGUUGGGCACCCAUUGUUUGGCUGGCGCCAGAGGAAAAAUUCAUGCCACUUGGGGUUGAUGAAUUUCUAAAUCAUGUACAACCCAUGGAUAAAGGUAAAACCCUAAUACCUGGCAUACCGAUUGGCGAUGAUUCGAUGAAAGCUUUCUUGGUGACUAAGGCGGAAAUAGAUGAGCUCCUUGAGAACGAAAAAUCAUUUAUCUACGGUCGAAACCCAAACGAAUCACCGGUACCAAUUUAUGCCGUAGUAACGCUUUGCAAUAAACCUUUACGAAAAUCAUCAGCAACGCCAGUGUCAAUACUCUCUCCUUCUACGCCACCUUCUCCAACACAAUCUAGUGAUUCGGAACAAAUGAACAUCGAACCUUCUGGGCACAUAAAUUUAAGUUUUAUGCCCAGCGGACAUCGAACAACCAAUUUUCAAAACCUAAACGUCGUCCUUGGCGCAACAAUCCCAUUGAGUAGUACUCGUGGACCUUAUAUACCGGUCUCUAUAGAUCCAUUGGAAGUGCACAAUAAGACGAUACGUCGCUCGUCACGCCUAUAUCCAGUAUUUCAGAGAGUUCGGCGAAAUUUGCCAUUGUCACCGCCAAUAACACUUAAUUUGCCACCAAAAGGUUUAUUGAUAGAGCCUUAUGAUGAUAUCGUACUCAGUAAAAGUCCCUCUGAUCAAUCAAAAGGUGCGGAAGAUAUAUCAACCACGGAUGCCCCAGUAAAAGCAGAUAAUAAUGGACAAGUGAAUAAUUUCAUAGCUAAUUUGGCGGAUAAUGUGAAAUUCAGUAUGCCCACGGAGGAGCUAAUGGAGGAAAAUAAUAUAGAUGUCGGUGGUAGUUUUGAUCAAAUAGAAACAAAAAUACCAAUUUCAAGCCAUGUUAACGGAAAAGGAAAAAUGCCAAAAUUCCACGUGACCUACUGGAUGUUUUAUCCUUAUAGUCAAGGUAAAACAAUGUGUACGCUAAGCCUAGGACCUCUUGGUAGCAUUCCAUUUCCUGCAGUUUAUGGAUUCUGCCUGGGGAGUCGCAAAGAUAUUGGAAGUCAUAUUGGUGAUUGGGAGCAUAUGAGUUUAUACUUUACUGGUGAAUCUGAGCCGGAGGCCAUGUAUGUCUCGGCGCACGAUGCAGGCGCUUACUACUCCUACAAUCGUCUAACAGGCUCUUUUGAGUUCCAGAAACAGGAAACACGUAAAGGCAUUUUACAAAGACCUAAUUUUCCAAAAACAGUCACAACAUUUAAUAAUCACCCCGUACUUUUUGCGGCCAAAGGUUCGCACGGCCUAUGGACUGCUCCGGGAAAGCAUCGGUUUGUGAAAGUUGCAAGACUGUAUGACAUAAAUGGUUUCGGUACCCCUUGGAAUACGUGGAAGUCGGUUCAAAUUUCUUAUGAAAAUUUAAAAUCAUACGGGCGCGCUCUGAUACCAUCAUGGUUAUCUUUUAAAGGUAAAUGGGGAAAUCCCAAAAGUAAAUGCCAUCCAUUUCGACGCAUUGGCUUGAACUUUUGCGAAUAUACUGAUGGUCCCACUGGCAUUCCACUAAAAGAACCACAUUUUCAAUGUGGCUUAUCCUAAGUGAAUUACAUUCUAUUGCAUAUAAGUCUAGGUUAGUUAAUUUUAAUAUUUAUUGCAUGAACGUAUUGUAUUAUCAUAAAGAACAUUGUUCUGGUUGAAAUUUUUUUAUAAAGACUCUUUUAUACAAAAACUUAUCUAUUUUUUACUUGCGACAAAUUAAAAUAGAAAGUGUGCUUUUAAGGAAGUGCAUGCAGAGCGCAAUAGCCUAGUGGUUAACAGUGCGUGCUAUCGUAUUGGGGGUUAUGGGUUCGAAUACUGGACAAACAAAAAUCCAAAUUAUAGAUAAAAAUUCAAUACAAGUAUGUACUUUUUUGCCUUGUUUAUACCCCCACAUGAUCAAUUUCAAAAUUUAAAUC
This is a messenger RNA of Ceratitis capitata (Mediterranean fruit fly), 4505 nucleotides long. RefSeq lists its product as uncharacterized. The record is from RefSeq and is a predicted model, not a curated record. The transcript is spliced from 7 exons. Lineage: Eukaryota; Metazoa; Arthropoda; Insecta; Diptera; Tephritidae. Bases 2083 to 4149 code for a protein of 688 amino acids.